Sporothrix schenckii 1099-18 is the source of this 450-nucleotide messenger RNA. RefSeq lists its product as uncharacterized. The transcript has 3 exons. The record is from RefSeq and is a predicted model, not a curated record. Bases 1 to 450 code for a protein of 149 amino acids. NCBI's taxonomy places the organism in Eukaryota, Fungi, Ascomycota, Sordariomycetes, Ophiostomatales, Ophiostomataceae.
AUGUCCGAUGUAGUCGAACUGGACGAGGCGCUUACGUACGGCCCAUACCUCGUGGCGAGCUGGCCUACGCGUUCGUCGGCCUCUGAAACGCGGAACGAGGACCUUCCAUCAGCGUCCCACCAACAGCAGUCGCUAAUGCUGCUCGCUGACCUGUGCACUCACCUCUCAUCACACAUGUCGAAACCGCUGGAAAGAUGCGUUAUGAAGUGCCAUGGGCCUGGCCGAGAGGCUCCAAUGGCUGACGACGGGGUAUUUGAACAGGGGUGCAAAAGGCUUGGCACGAGGCAAGACCUGGUUGGCCCCAGGCCUGUCACUGUGCCGUGCGAGGCAGAGAGUUCUGUCGUACAAAAGACCUGCGAAGGAGCGCUAGUUGGCCGGAAAGCAAGGGAGCUCAGGGGAGACACUGCGGUCCCUGACGAAGCGCCUCUCUUACACGCCAACGGCGACUAG